Molecule: messenger RNA, 4903 nt
Organism: Fusarium odoratissimum NRRL 54006
Lineage: Eukaryota; Fungi; Ascomycota; Sordariomycetes; Hypocreales; Nectriaceae
Product: DNA topoisomerase I
Exons: 3
Coding region: 694-2424 (576 amino acids)
Biological process (GO): DNA replication; chromosome segregation; DNA topological change
Cellular component (GO): nucleolus; chromosome
Molecular function (GO): DNA topoisomerase type I (single strand cut, ATP-independent) activity; DNA binding
Source: RefSeq, a predicted model, not a curated record
CUCAGGUGCCUCGUAGGUCCAGUCCUUUCUCGCCUCGCCUUUCCGUCGCCGGGUCCGGGCCUGUCUUGGUCUUGGCCUUAAAGAAAGCAGCAACGCCGCCUCUCGACUUAUUCUCCCCAAUCCCAUUGUUGCUGAUUCCCUCCUCUCCAGCUUUCGUGAAUAUCGUCAAACGCACCCUCUUCUCCUACACAAGGCGUUGAGGGGAUCAUUUCCUCGCGCUUUUUUCUUCGAUAUUACGUUUUUCCUCCGUUUGCAGAGGCCUGUUCUUCGUUCUGUCACGCUUUCGCAUCUUCAAUCCCAGUCCCUGACCUCAUUGUACUUUGGUAGGCGACCAGCCACGGAACGGAAACUUGCCUUGAACUUCACAACCAUGAGUUACAGCUCUGACGACGAUCGCCCUCUUGCGAGGGCCAACGGCCAUAGACUCUCCUCGUCUAAGAUUUCUCGCGCCGAAGAUGAUGCUCUGGAUCAGCCAGUGCCCAAGCAGGCUGCUAAGAUGGCUGGUCUGUCGGUUCGCAAUGGUCCUCUUGAAGACGCAAUGGACAUCGAUGAACCGGCUACCAACGGAGCUAGCAAACGUAAAUCGCGUACCUCUAUCAGCAAGGUCAACUACAAGGACGAUGAGUCUAGUGAUGAUGCUGCCCCUCUGGUUCGUAUUCAUGACACAGGAAAACCCUUCCUGUGGGGCCAGGUAUGCUGACGAUGCUAUCGCAGGCCAAGCGGCAAAAGAAGCAAGCCAACAGAGUUCCCGAAUCCGACUCCGACGAUGAACCCAUCGCAAGGGCCCGAGGAAAGAAACUUCCCCCUUCCUACGACGAGACUGCUUUGCCCGAGUCCUCUGGCGACGAUGACGAGCCCCUUAGUGUGAAGCUCGCGCAAAAGAAGCGUGACAUGGAGAAGGAAGCUGAGAAGCAAGCCAAGGUGAUCCGAGCCAAAGAAAGAACCAAGAAGCCUGCGACAAAGAAAGCUGUCAAGGAUGAGUCCGACGACGAUGUUCCACUUGCGAAAUCCUCAGCGAGUAAGCGUCGAUCUAACGGAACUGCUGCGAAGCGGAAGUCGAAUGGUGUCAAGAAAGAGGAGUCAGAUUCGGAUGCGCCUAUCUCCAAGAAGGCCAAGGCUAAACCCACCUCAUCUGCCAAGAAGGCCGUCAAGGCAGAAUCCAAGAAGGCCAGCGAGAGUGAGGACGAAGAGGAGUAUGCUUGGUGGAACGCACCAAAGAAGGAAAACGACGAUAUUAAGUGGACAACUCUUGAGCACAAUGGCGUUCUUUUCCCACCUGAUUACGAGCCUUUGCCCAAGAACGUCAAGAUGCUCUACGAUGGACAACCAGUUACUCUUGCUCCCGAGGUUGAGGAGGUUGCCACCUUUUGGGUUGCCAUGAUGACUCCUGCAUCCUCCCAUCACCUAGAGAACCCUGUUUUCCGCAAAAACUUCUUUGAAGAUUUUAAAGAAUACUGCGACAAGUACGGUGUUACAGAUGCGCAGGGAAAGAAGGUCGCUGUCAAAUCGCUUGAAAAGUGCAACUUCGACAAAAUUUACGCAUAUUGGAGCGAGAAGGUCGAACAGAACAAGUCCAAAAACAUGACCAAGGAAGAGAGGGAGGCUGCGAAGGCGAAGAAGGAUGCCCUCGAAGCCCCCUUCACUCACUGUUUAUGGGAUGGUAGAAAGCAGAAGGUUGGCAACUUCAGAGUCGAACCUCCCAGCUUGUUCCGUGGACGUGGUGAACAUCCCAAAACCGGUAAAGUCAAGCAGCGUGUCCAACCCGAACAAAUCACCAUCAACAUCGGCAAGGGUGCCAAGGUCCCAGAGCCUCCCAAGGGACACAAGUGGAAAGCUGUGCAGCACGACCAAAAGGCAACCUGGUUAGCCAUGUGGCAGGAGAAUAUCAACCAAAACUACAAGUAUGUGAUGCUUGGAGCUGAUAGCGAUAUCAAAGGUCAGAGUGACUUCAAGAAGUUUGAGAAGGCCCGGGAACUCAAAAAGCACAUUGACAAGAUUCGCAAGGACUACACCAAGGAGCUUAAGAGUGAAGUGAUGGCAGAUCGUCAACGAGCCACCGCCAUGUAUCUGAUCGACAAAAUGGCACUUCGAGCUGGUAACGAGAAAGACACAGAAAACGAGGCCGACACUGUGGGUUGUUGCUCUCUCAAGUACGAGCAUAUCACACUUGAGCCUCCUAACAAGGUUACAUUCGAUUUCCUCGGAAAGGACAGUAUUCCAUAUAGAGAGACUGCCAUUGUUGAGCCUCAGGUCUUUAAGAACCUCAAGCUUUUCAAGAAGGCGCCCAAGACUACGGGAGAUGAUCUCUUCGACCGCCUCAACGUCAGUUUCUUUUCUUUUCUUUUCUUUUCUUUUCUUUUAUUUCCCUGUCCUUUGUAUAAGAAGUUAGUUGCUGACGGAAUUAUAGACCUCUCAGUUGAAUAGGCAUUUGACCGGCUACAUGAAGGGUCUGACCGCCAAGGUUUUCCGUACUUACAACGCUUCCUGGACAAUGUCAGAACUGCUCAGGAAGCUCGCUUCGGAUCCUCGCUCUCGCGGCACAGUUGCUGAAAAAGUAAAGUUGUACAAUGACUGCAACCGCGAGGUUGCCGUUCUGUGCAACCAUAAGCGAACCGUGGGUGCUGGGCACGAGCAGCAAAUGGCCAAGCUUGGUGACAGGAUUAAAGGCCUCCGCUACCAGCAAUGGCGAACAAAGAUGAUGAUUCUCGAUAUUGAAUCUGGUUACAAGAAGAAGAAGGGUGCCGCCUGGUUCGAGAGGGAUGAGGACUUAGAUGACGAGUGGGUCAAGGAGCACCAGCAAUUCUUACUUGAGGAGCAGCGUACAAAGAUCACCAAGAAAUUCGAGAAGGACAACGAAAAGCGCAAGGCGGACAAAGAAAAGCCUCUCCCCGAGAAGGAGCUCAAAGAACGUCUUCAGGCUGUCAAGGAGAUGGAGGCCAAGUUCAAAAAAGAGAACAAGACCAAGAAGGUCGAGGCUGAAGGCAGAGGCGUUACUGUCGACAAGCUUCUAAAGGCUGUGGACAAGUUUGAUGAGCGCAUCAAGACACUGGAGCUUCAGGCCCAGGAUCGUGAUGGCAACAAGGAGGUAGCCCUCGGCACCUCCAAGAUCGUGAGUACCACCGAAAACCCGUUGAAGAUCUUUGACUGACUUGUUAUUCAUAGAACUACAUUGAUCCUCGCCUCACAGUGGUCUUCUCCAAGAAGUUCGACGUUCCUAUCGAAAAGUUCUUUUCCAAGACUCUUCGUGACAAGUUCCGAUGGGCCAUCAAGUCUGUUGAGGAUGAGGAUGACUGGACCUUCUAAGUUCUCCGUGAGGGUGUUGGCGUAUAAAAAGAAAAUUGCGGGAGGCUUUUGGUUCUGUUGCUUUUAUACUAAUUUGCUUGCUUUUUUUUUUCUUUGGAGGUUUUGUAAGAAUACUCGGAUGUUGCUUUCGACAUGAGCAAGGGCAAGAUCAAGGAGACAAGAGGAGAAAGCACACCGAGCGAAGCGCGAGCUCGCGAUGUGCUUUCCGGGUGCAGGGUGAACGGCCGUAGAACGCAGAACGCAGACAACGAACUCGCAGGCGCCGAGAUGGGUUGCUCGGAGCAUUCAAGGGGAUUAUUGGCGGCAGAGAUUUUAGUAUCAUAGAAAUCAUACCUAUAGAACAAGCACUUCGCAUGUUGCUGGAGUUUUGGUGGCCUCUGGAGAGGGGUUGACUCCAUCCAUGGCUCUGCUAACGCUCAAGCAUGGACGAGACGGGCACGAUCCUGAUAACUAUAUUUACCAGUGCUAUUUUUUUCAACAUUUGUAUGACGAGAAGAAUGUGUGUUCCAUCUUGGAGUGUACAUUGGUCCUCGUAAAAUAUAUAUGUUGAUUCUUUCAUUAUACACCGCCUGUCUAUCUAAUGUUUGCCAUGCGUCUAUUCUUUACAACCAAAUGCAUUGCGCCGUCGCUAAGAGCAAUAUGUCAAACCCAAAUACCAACCAAUUGCAACUAAGUGCCCCAGUUCCAGAAACGCCAACCAACCUUGCCAUGUAAAUAAGGAAUCACAUCCAUACAUACUCGCGGUGUUGUCUAGAGGUCAUCAUAUGCCGGACAAUGUACAUGGGCCAAAACCCAAGACAAUAUAUGCUGUCGAAUCGUAAUAUAUAGGUCAUAUACCGUGAAGUGAAGUCAAGGUGUUUCUUCUCUAGAAGAAACGACCAGCAAAUGCCAUAAUGCCGGCCAAGAAGGGCAUAACAGCAAUAACGUUAUGUAAAGGCUGAAGAACGAAGGCGCUGUUCUCGGCGGGAAUGAUUUUCCCCUUGGCGUUGAGCCUCCAGCCUUCAGGGAUAGCUCCGCCAGAAGGUCGGGAGCCGGUCCAGGGCCAUCCCGUCUGUGUAGCUGUAGCGGGACUUCCGUCCUCGGCGAUACCUCCGACAGGAACGUUUCCAUCCGCUGUAGCGACGGUUCCUUGGGCGGUAGCAGUGACGGUCAUGGCAUCGCCGUUUUCGUUGCCGUUGAUCUCACCGCCGACAGAUUCAAUUGACUGCCAGGAGCCAGAUGUGUCCUUGUAUUUGUACUCGUCACCAGUUGAGUAGUCCGUGACAACGACACUCUUGACUUUCAUGGUGAAGGGACCUUUGGAGUAGUCUGUUGGUCCACGGGCCCAUUUGACGGUGCCUGCGGAGUUUGUAUUGGGGUCACCACCAGCCCAGGCGCCGAACUUGACUUGCAUCGGAGUUUGAGGGUAUUGAUUAUCCUCGGCGUCGCCAGCGUUGAGGGUUCGAACGACAGUGCCGCCAGCCAUCCAGACGAUACGGUCCUUGGUCCAGUCGAUGGUAUAUGUAAUCCACUCGCCCUGCGUAUUUGUCACGUCGUGAAACUCGCCGCGGUUGUACGAGGUCGUCUGGCCCUUUCCGAAGUAGUUUGACUGGAUCUCGUC